AUGGCUCCAGGAAGUGAUGCUUCAGAGCGAUCGACGCGAUCAGCCCGAGGAACUCCAGCCGCGGCAGCUGCGGCGGCAGCUCCAGCGCCAGUUCCAGCUCCAGAGGCAGCUGCGGCCCCGGCUCCAACAAAAAAGACCAAGGCAAGACAAGUGCCCAAGAAUCCGAAAAGUUUAAGCUGGAGAUCAGGCAUUCCUACCGCCUGGGAUCCAGAGGUAGAAGAUUCAACAGAGGUUGGAUUUCCAAACACACAGGUUCAGUGCUACCGCAAUGCAACGCUUCAAUUGCUUUUGCAUGCGCCGGUACUUUGCAAUUGGCUCAACUGGUACAAGAAGCACCAUGCGCCUCAACGACCCUGCAAGCGCGGCGAAAAGGGCAAAGAAUGCAAAGUGUGCCAAUUCCAGACACUCUGUGCUACCUACUGGGACGCAGGCGCCGGUGAUUGGAAGGCUGCACUCAACAAGAUCUCCGAUUCGGUAUAUGCAAAAUGGAGAAAAGACGCCGAGGAUGAGCAAUCAGACCUUGGGGAGUACCUUGAGCAGAUUGUCGAGCAGCUCAUUGAGGACACGAAGCCAAUGUUCCGAUGUGAUAUCGAUAAUGCGCUCAAGGUGGAGAUAUUUGAUCUGAAGCAAUGCAUAGGCGACAAAGGAUGUAAUCCCAGGUUCACACCAAGAAAGGAGGUCUUCUUGAGGCUCGAGUGGCCAGACAAGCCCGGAAAGUCCACAACAAUCAUGCAAAUGAUGGACAAGAUGUUUACCAAAGAGGACAAAACUCGAGGUAAAUGCGGCGAAUGCGGAAAUCCCACCAGUUGGACAGAACGAUUGGGGCAUCCCCCGGACCUUCUCCUCGUCUCAGUCAAUCGUCUCGACAUGCUAAGUAAAAAGAUCCAUGAUCAGAUCAAAAUAAUGGAAAAGAUCGCUCUAUCGGGCACUUACUUUGAUGAACGCGCAGCGACUAAAGAGAAAGCCAACCAAUCCAUCAAAUAUGAAUUGACUGCCGUGGUUCUGCACGAAGAAGCGGAGGCUGGCGGUGGUGGGCACUACACCAUCGCCGUCAAGGGUCGUGGAGGUACCUGGAAGCUUUUGAAUGAUACCAAAAUCACAGACAUUGACUUUGGUAAGCUCAAAAGCAAAGAAUACAGCCAGAACGCCCACAUCUUUAGCUAUCGCCGUUUUCCCACUUAUGACGACGCUGUCGAGAAGGACAGUGAUUUGGCAAUGAGAGAUUCCUCUGAAGAACCCAUCACAGAGUCAGCGAGGAGUGUCGCGGUUUCUUUCAAUCAAGGUUCUUCUGGCUCAGCUGAUGAUAGAUCGGGGCAGUCUCAAGGUAUGAAGGAACUAGUCGCUUCAAUAGCGAAGAGUAUGGUGCCAGCGAUCUAUAAGGUGAUCAAAGAUUCGGAGGCGAAGGAGAAAGAAAAGGAGAAGGAGAAGGAAACAGAAAAGGGAAAGGGAACGAAGGAGAAGAGCACAGAGGCAGCAGAUGAGCCAGAUGAACCAGAUGGCGAUGGAUCGGAUGGUAUACCAAACCCAUUGGACUUCGAUAGGGGUCGUGGGACACUCAGGAUCACUGUAAGCGGCGAAAAAGAAGGUGAUCCAGACAGAUUAGAUAUCUUUGUCAGAGGUUUGGUGCAUAACAAGAUUGAAGAAGACAAAAGAGUGGCAGAAAAGAAGGAAGCAGCAAAGAAGCCGCCGAAGAGCCAGAAAAGACAGAGGGCUGCGACUGGAGGCAGAGCGAAGGCCAAAUUCCCAAGAGUUGGAAAGGGCAAAGGGAAGGGAAAGAGUAAAGAACCAGUGUCAAAUUCGGAGUCAGAGCUAUCAGAAGCACUCAGUUUAUCCGGUGGGAACCAGGGAGAGAAGGACGAGGAAUAUCAAGCAUAG
Molecule: messenger RNA, 1875 nt
Organism: Penicillium antarcticum
Lineage: Eukaryota; Fungi; Ascomycota; Eurotiomycetes; Eurotiales; Aspergillaceae
Product: ubiquitin carboxyl-terminal hydrolase
Exons: 3
Coding region: 1-1875 (624 amino acids)
Biological process (GO): protein deubiquitination
Cellular component (GO): cytosol; nucleus
Molecular function (GO): cysteine-type endopeptidase activity; cysteine-type deubiquitinase activity
Source: RefSeq, a predicted model, not a curated record